Molecule: messenger RNA, 3716 nt
Organism: Neocloeon triangulifer
Lineage: Eukaryota; Metazoa; Arthropoda; Insecta; Ephemeroptera; Baetidae
Product: pleckstrin homology domain-containing family G member 1-like
Exons: 11
Coding region: 349-3231 (960 amino acids)
Molecular function (GO): guanyl-nucleotide exchange factor activity
Source: RefSeq, a predicted model, not a curated record
UGCAAAAGGACCAUUGGAGGGAGGGGGGACGGACGGAUGCGAUUGAAAGGGCUUUGUGUUCUUUUAGCACUUUCGGCGGCCGUCAGUGCGAAUUGCCACGAAAUGCGAGGACCGAUCGCCUGAGUUCGGACACUCGGACGCACGCCAUGCCCCUCCUCAAGAGCCGGCCGACCUUGUGAGACUGCCGUGAAUUCAAAGAAGACGGAUUUAUUCUCCAUUAACGAGGAAGCGCCUCCACUUCUUCGGACACUGUCCGGCGUCUCGGACAAGCAGAGCAGUGCGGAGACGAAGAAAGGUCGUGUCCGAAAGGAAACAGCCACAUGUGUAAAUGACCGACCGGUGUGGAUUAUGGAAGAUCCGUGGGACGCGCCUCUCAGCUGGGAGGAAUUUUUCGGCGGGUCGGGGACAUCGGACCUGGUGCCGACGCUGCUGAACAUCUACGACGCCGCCCUCGCCGGCGAAGAAUGCCGCCCCCCUGCCCUGCCCUUCUCGGCGCCACCCCGGCCGAGCGUGCCGCCGCCCCCGCCGCCCCCGACGCUGCGCUCGGCCCCCGGCAAGCCCCCGCGGCCCCUCUCGGCCGCCUCCACCUGCUCCAGUUCCUCGAGUUCGGGCGAAAAUUGCGCCCCCUCUGCCGCCUCCUACCUCGCCUCCACCGAGUCCCUCGAGGGCGCCACCUCCGACGACGAAGACGCAGAGAGUUCUCGAUGUCUUGCCGCCCGACGAAGAGAGCGACUUGGGCAGGCGUUGCGCGAAGGACAGGCCCUUCUCAACCGCCAGUCAGGCAGCUCAGCAGGUUCUGCGGACAGCGGCGUGGGCGGCUGCACUCUGAUCAUCUCGGCGCCGCAGCCCCCACCAGUGCGCCCCCGGUACUGCAGCGAACCCCACCUGAGCCCCGUCGAGCGCGUGCUGCUCGAAAUCACAGAGACCGAGGCUGUUUACGUUCGUGAUCUUGAACAAGUCGUCGAGGGUUAUCUGUACAACUGGCGAGAGAGUGCGGACUGUCCGAUCGCGCCGCAACAAUUGGCCGAUCUCUUCAGCAACAUGGAGGCGAUCCUCAGUUUCAAUAGAGGAUUCCUGAGGGAUUUGGACGCGUGUAGUUUAGAUGCUGUGAAAGUGGCGCAAUGCUUUGUGAGGCACAACUCGGGCUUCCGCAUUUACACAGAGUAUUGCACAAGCUACCCCAAGACGGUUAGUGUUUUGACGGAGAUAAUGCAGAACGAGGAGACGAUGAGUCUGUGCCGGGAAAGGCAGACCGCCCUGCACCACUCGCUGCCCCUCGGCUCGUACCUGCUCAAGCCCGUGCAGAGGGUGCUCAAGUACCACCUGCUGCUGCAGAGUCUGAUGAAGCAGCUGCCCUCGGAGGCGCUCGGCCGCUCGGCCAUCGAGGAGGCGCUCGAGGCCAUGACCGGCCUCGCCCAGCACAUCAACGAGAUGAAGCGCCGACACGAACACGCCGUCCGCGUCCAGGAAAUCCAGUCGCUCCUCCACGACUGGCAGGGCGCCGAUCUCACCACCUUCGGAGAACUCUGCGCCGAGGGCACCUUCCGGAUUUGCGGCGCCAAAGCGCUCCGACACGCCUUCCUCUUUGACAAAAUGCUGCUCAUUGCCAAACGCACCGGAGACCAUUUGACUUGCAAAACGCACAUCGAGUGUUCAAAUUUGAUGCUGAUCGAGAGCAUUCCCGGAGAGCCUCUCAGCUUCCACGUGAUUCCCUUCGACAAUCCAAGAAUGCAGUUCACCUUUCAAGCGAGAAGCUUGGAGCAAAAGAGAGAAUGGACGCAGCAGCUCAAGAGGGUUAUUUUGGAAAACUACAGCGCAGUGAUUCCCAGUCAUGCUCGCCAGCUUGUGAUGCAACUUGGCCAAGGCCGCACGGAAGAUGAGCUAUUGGCCGAAAGAAGUGUUCCUCGCCGGCAGCACUCGGCGCCGCAGUACCUGCAGAAGCGGCAUCAGGAGCGGCGGCGCUCCGAGACGGGUCUUCUUCCCUCCCGCCUGCGCCGAUCUCGCCGCUCGGACGCCGGUCUUUCCAACCCCGAGGGCGGCACCACCCCGCGCAGCAACCGCAGCUCGAGCGCCUCCCGGGAAAACGACACUUCCCCCACCACCACCACCACGGCCAUCGUCAGCAGCACCGAGAAGCUGAAGGACCGUUUCUACAACUGGCACCGCAAGUCGGAGCCGUACUGCAGUCUGACGCUGCCCUCGAAACUGUCGCAGCUCUUCUCCAGCCUGGAGCGGCGCAACUCGACCAAUUUGCACCACCAGGAGCAGCGACCGCGGCUCGAGGCGGCCCCCGAGCCUGUCUGCACCGAGGAGGAGAACGAGGAGGAGGAGGAGGAGGAGGAAGGCGCGGAGACCAACAACCGGCAGGCCAGUCUGGAGGAAAUCGUGGGCGAGAUUGUGAUGCAGAACGUGGGCCUGCAGCGCGCGGUCAAAAGGUCGCGCUCCCUGGGCAGGCCCAAGGAGGACAGCAGCUCCGACUGCGAGCACAGGUCGCCGCGGCAGAGACUCAGGGCGCAGCGCCUGGCCCGCAUGUGCGCCCUGCGGACGCAGCAGGAGAGUCUGCAGACCUGCCAGAGGAGUUUCCUGCAGCAGUGGCACCUCAAGAACAGCGCCAACCUGCAGCAGGACGAACCUAGUCCGGUCCCCUCCCUCCCCUCCUGCCCUCAGGGCUGCCCUCAGGGCGGCCCUCAGGGCGGCCCUCAGGGCGGCCCUCAGGGCGGAGGGGAGGGGCCGAAAAGGUCGCCGCCGGUGACGCCGACGCGGUCGCCGUCCUUCCUCGGCGUGCUCGCCUCCUUCGGCUCCAAGCUGAUGGUCAACAGCUCCGAGUCGCUGGCCGAGGUCGCGCAGCAGGCCACGGAGGCCACGCCCCCCGCCAUGUACAAGCAGGGCAGCAGCGGCCUGGGCGCGCGCAUCGCCAACGCGAGCGGCUCCGACUACGCCGACCCGGCCACCCUGAACCUGCAGACGCGCGACGACUUCUACGAGGACUCGUUGUCGGCCGUGCUGGACCAGGAGGAAUUCUACCGCGACAGCGCCAUCUUCAGCGACGACCACGACGAGCCGUCGACCCCCAAGCCGGCGCGCAAGGUGCCCCCGCCCGUCCCCGCCAAGCCCCACCGGCUCCAACAACCUAAGUCAGACGUCAAAGAGGAGGAGCAGCAGGAGCAGGUCAAGCCCAAGGGCUGGGUCAAGCAGAUGGUGGGCAGGAUUCAGGCCGGCGCCGACUCCUAGCCAGUCACUAAUUUAUUUCUAAGCUUCACACUUCCUUUCUUUACAUACCUACCAAAGUUGACAGAUUUUAACACGAUUAAACUAGUAGUUUUGUUGGGAUGACAAUAAAAGAAGUGCCCUGUAGAAAAUGAAAAGCCAAUUGUUGCCGAGACCGGAAGCUGUGCAAAAUUCACACCAUAUCUCUCUCUUGCAAUUUAAUAUUAGUAAAAUAAAAUAAGUGACUUUGAAACAAUAAAUCUGCCUUGCUCUCAUAUCUGAUAAAAAUUAUAUGUAUCGAGACCGAGGAUUCUAUUCCAGAAGAGAAUUUUCUUGUAAAAGUUUAAGACUGUCACAAACGCAUUUCUGGUUCCCUUUCCUUUAGCGUGCAAAAGAAUAAGUUUGCCAACAAAAGUGCUGAAAACUAAUUUGAGUGUAAAUACGUCAUAAAUGUGGAAAACAUUUUUCCAAUUUAUCGAGUUGAAUAAAGAUUUAAAGAUUGCUUCUUU